Messenger RNA from Hyposmocoma kahamanoa, 987 nucleotides. RefSeq names its product adenylate kinase isoenzyme 5-like. Gene Ontology annotation, biological process: nucleobase-containing compound metabolic process. NCBI's taxonomy places the organism in Eukaryota, Metazoa, Arthropoda, Insecta, Lepidoptera, Cosmopterigidae. Gene Ontology annotation, molecular function: ATP binding; AMP kinase activity. Gene Ontology annotation, cellular component: mitochondrion; cytoplasm. Bases 111 to 905 code for a protein of 264 amino acids. The transcript is spliced from 5 exons. The record is from RefSeq and is a predicted model, not a curated record.
UUGUUGUUUAAAUUGUUAGGUUAUGUGGCAAGGAUAAAUCAGAACAGUAGAAGUACUUAAUUUUUUUUUAGUUAGCUCUAAACUCCACGCAGAAAAUUGGUCUUCCUUCAAUGCCAUACAUCUCUAUCGAAACAACGGUAUACGACAUGUCUCCAAUCCGACAUUUGCCUGUGAUCUUCGUGAACGGUGUUCCGGGCGCUGGCAACCAGACAGUUGCUCAGACAAUCUCCAAUAUCACAGGAUAUGCAAUGAUCAAACCUGGCGAGUUGCUUCGCCAGGAAGCAGAUAAGGAUACUACAAGAGGACGUCUCAUAGCGGACACAAUACAGGCUCAGGAAGAACUUCCUGAGCAAUUAACAGUGGAUUUGAUAAAAGAAGCAAUGUUGAUGCAACAGGAUGCCAAAGGUUUCAUCCUGGUCGGCUUCCCCAGGAACUCGAAAAUGUCGAAUAUGUUCAACCACCAAGUUAAAUGGCCUGAGAAGAUCGUAGCUCUAGAGGUUGAUGAUGAGCUAGCAGCAUCACGACUGCAGAGUCGUCUGUCGGAGCUGGGUCGACCAGAGUCAGAGAUCAAUGCUGCGAGGCAGAUAGUCAAGGAGGCCGCUUAUAAAGUCAAGAAUGUGCAUAAGAGGUUUGGAGCCCAAGUCGUCACACUGGAUAGUAGCAAGAAUCCAAAUACGCUUGCGUCGACUCUAAAAGAAAUCCUAUCAGACACUAUUGAGAUGGGCAAGAAACUAGAAUCCGCUGAGCCCCCCACCGCUUCGUCAGCCCCAGCUGUAGUUAUCUCUACGACUUGUCCCAUGACUGUGAGCUCCGUAGCCGCUAGCUUCUCAACUCCCAUAGCCCCCGUUGAUGAACCCCCGGUCGGGGAUGUGCCGGAGGUAGUAAUGAAGGAAGAUGAACCGUGACAGAUUGAUAUUUUGUAGUUUUAACUUGUAUGUGUUUUGAUUUUUGUUAUUACAAUGUUACUGUUGCUAUUACAUCUUAUAA